Vespa mandarinia (Asian giant hornet) is the source of this 2812-nucleotide messenger RNA. Its product is annotated as S-phase kinase-associated protein 2-like. Lineage: Eukaryota; Metazoa; Arthropoda; Insecta; Hymenoptera; Vespidae. The record is from RefSeq and is a predicted model, not a curated record. Gene Ontology annotation, cellular component: SCF ubiquitin ligase complex. Gene Ontology annotation, biological process: SCF-dependent proteasomal ubiquitin-dependent protein catabolic process. Gene Ontology annotation, molecular function: protein binding.
UUUAAGAAAAAAAAAAAAAGAAAAAUAAAAAACCUGACAAAAUAUUGUCAACUUCAUAUGUUAAUUAGCUUCCCUUUUACGUUUCUAAUAAUUCGAUCCCCUGAGAAAUAUCGAUCAAAUAAACAAGUCCCCUUGGUGUCGUUGACAUUGCGUGUUAUCUCCUCUUUGAGCGUACACAGAAAGCAAGCUAAAAAAGUAUUUACUUCGCAACGCGACAAAGAGUAAGAGAGAGAGAGAGAGAGAGAAGAAUUAUUGUUUCUUUACUUGAACGUUGUGAAAUAUGUCGGUGAGUUCGCGAACAGAUUCGAAAACGAUUUCGAAAAAUCAAACGGAUAAACCACCCUUCAAACUUUGUUUCUCUAAGCAACAACCAAUUGGACGAUCGGAUGCUUACAUUACAAAAACUAAUGGUACGUAAGUACCUUUUAUUAUUGAAAUUAAAUUCGCAGCGAACUUUGUAACGCCAAAAUUUUAUUCGAGAGAAUUCGAGGAUUUGCAGAAGAUCGAUGUCGACGAUACGAUUAAACGAUUAACCAACGAAGAAGAGAAAAUUCCAAAGGAAGUUUAUCGUUGGCCGUUAUUGACAAGUCACACUUAUGGCUGGUGGCACGAAAAAGGCAUAGAACCUAAGGAUCAAAGAUUUCAUUUUCACAAGAGAACGUCGGAUUUAGUGAGCUUUCAAAUGAAGAUAUAUGCCGAGGAUAAAAAGAUGAAAGUACCUGAUCCUCGAUUGGCCUAUCGUACACCGAUCCUUCGAGAAGCAAUCGGCUCUCGCGCUUCUCGUAAUUCUCAAGCAAGCUGUAGUUUGGGUCGAUUGAAAAAAAGAUAGAGCGAGAAUAUUCCGCCAAAAAUGAAUUCCGGCAUGGUGGAGCACACGAGACUCGGUCAGAAGGAUAUCAAGAAUUCCGAGGAAUUUUCGCCGCCAGAGAGUAAACGAGUACGUAUGGAUGAUGGCUGUAAUAACUUAAAUAGUACAUUCAAUAGUACAUCAAAGAAUAAUACAAGAUGGUCUUACAAUGCUGAUAGUAGUCUUGUCGAGCCAGAAAUAUUAGAAGAUAUGGGAGUUAGUAUGCUAGAGGAUGAAGCAAUCAACUGUGAUAACGUUAACAAAGUACAAUCUCCGGAUUGUACUGUUUCUCUAACUAAUGCGGAUAAUAAUAAACGGUUACCAUUAAAUGAUAAUGGGAUUUACGAUACGGAACAAAAAUCUCUGUACAGAGGUACCAGUUUUGAAACUGUCACUAUCGAAAGGCUAGAACAGGAUCCAUAUGAUACAGACAAUCCAUGCAAUUAUGGACAUACGAAUGAAUCUGGUUAUGGUUCAAGGGUGGAUGUUGAAGUAUUUGGGGAUAUUAAAGAUGAUUAUGGUAAAGAAAAAUUAAAUGCUUCAUCAAAUAAGGAUAGUUUAGAUCAUUUUUACUUGUAUAGAAGGAAAAGAAAAUUGUCACAUGAAGGAGACGACGAAUUCAACAAACUAUCUGAUGAAAUGAUUUUAAUGAUAUUCAGAUGGUUACCUAAGAGAUGCUUAGUACGUUGCAUGUUAGUAUGUAAAAGGUGGUGUCAAAUAGCACGAGACGAGGCAUUAUGGAGUAGACUGGAUUUAGGUAGUAAAGUAUUAAAUGAAGGAACAUUGGAACAUAUAUUGCCACGUGGUGUUCAAAUCCUAAGGCUUGCCCAGGCUGAAAUUGCAGAUCCAAUAUUUAAAGACAGCACUGAAGUUUUAAAUAGUAAUUAUGUCUGUAAACUACAAUAUUUGGAUCUUUCUAUGGCAGUAAUAUCAGCUGAUGGUUUAGCAAAUUUAUUGUCUAAAUGCAAAUAUUUAAAAAAAUUAUCAUUGGAAAGUUGUAUUUUGAAUAUGGCAUGCUGUAAUGCGAUAAGUUUAAAUAUUGACAUGACCGUGUUGAAUUUAUCUAUGUGCGAAGGACUAGAUCUUGAAUGUGUUACAGAUUUAAUCAAACUUAGAAGCUUAACUGCUCUCAAUGUGGCAUGGUGUUCAUUGGAUGCAGAGUCUGUCUCUCUGUUGUGUAAAUCACUUCCGCCUUCCCUUACACGGUUGAAUAUAUCCGGAUGCCGAAAAACUAUGACAGACGAUAAUAUCAAAGAUUUGGUCAAAUCUUGUCCAGAGAUUGUAGAAUUAGAUUUAAGCGAUUGUACGCUGCUUACCAUGAAUACAGUUCCUAAUCUUCUAAAUUUUUCUAAAUUGGAACACUUGUCAUUAAGUCGUUGUUAUAGUAUACCACCGUCAACUUAUAUCAGAUUAGCUUAUAUGCCAUGCCUAAUGUAUUUGGAUGUGUUUGGCUUGAUGUCAGAACCAAUGUUAAAAUCGGUACAAUCUAAUUGUGGGGAAACUGAAAUUAAUAAGUUCCUAUAUAGUUCUGUCGCAAGACCAACAGUUGGCGUUCGAAGAACAAGUAUUUGGGGUCUUAGAGUUCGAGACUGAAAUUAAUAAAAUGGUGAUACAAUUAUAUAAUUCUAGCAAAAAGUCAAUGUUACGAAUAACAUAUGAUGAAGUCAAUGUGAAAUUGUAUAGAAGGUUUUAUUUUUAUAGUAAUACUGGCCUUCAUUGUGAGACUGAUCAUAUUAUUUAAUAAAAAAAAACAAAAGAAAAAAAAAUCAUUAAUAUGAUAACACGCUUAUAGCUCUAUUUGGAUCACUAACUGUGCCUAAUUCAGAUCUCUUUCUCAGAUGUCCCUUUUUUAAGGUGAACUACAUCUUUGGUAGUAUUACUAAAAUUAGAUGAUAUAUAUUUUGCAUAAUAGGGGAUGCUGUAUAUAACAAUUCAUGAUUUACUGUAUGCUCAUAUAUAUAUAUA